Drosophila innubila is the source of this 698-nucleotide messenger RNA. It is a transcript of the gene Pcd, whose product is annotated as pterin-4-alpha-carbinolamine dehydratase. The record is from RefSeq and is a predicted model, not a curated record. Gene Ontology annotation, molecular function: 4-alpha-hydroxytetrahydrobiopterin dehydratase activity. Lineage: Eukaryota; Metazoa; Arthropoda; Insecta; Diptera; Drosophilidae. The transcript has 3 exons. The coding region runs from base 19 to 633 and encodes 204 amino acids. Gene Ontology annotation, biological process: tetrahydrobiopterin biosynthetic process.
UUAAACCAGUUAGGCAGAAUGUUAUUAACAAAUAAAUGCGCACAGCAUGGAUUGGGCUUUCAAAAACUUGCAAAUCUACUUAAUAAGCGAACAACAAUUUCUUGGUUGGUAAAUGCCGCCGGUUUAAAGUCAACAACAAAAACAUUGAAUGCCAGUGGUUGGAGAGAAGGGAGCGAACGAUUGUGGUGCAGCAGCAGCAGAUAUGCGAGCUCAGUUCUAUACCCGACGUCAACGAGAGCAGCAGCAACAGGUCUUGGCAAUUGGAGGCCUUACAUCAAACAACAAGCACGCACAUUAAGCACAAAAGCAGCUACUAAACGCAAAAUGGUGGCCAAACUAAAUGAACAGGAACGCAGCGAAAAACUGCAGCCAUUGUUGGAUGCAGGCUGGACAAUGGUCGAAGGACGUGAUGCUAUUUAUAAGGAGUUUCUGAUGAAGGACUUUAAUCAAGCGUUCAGCUUCAUGACUGGUGCUGCCUUGCUGGCUGAGAAAAUGAAUCACCAUCCGGAAUGGUUCAACUGCUACAACAAAGUGCAGGUCACUUUGAGCACCCACGAUGUCAGUGGCCUCAGUAGCAACGACAUUCGCAUGGCCAAAUACUUUGAUGCCCAGGCCCAGUUGUUAAAUUGUUAAAGCAAUUUUUUUUCUAAACUAUUCUGUUUAUAUAUCUCAACUAUUGAAAUAAAUAAUUAGCCCAA